AUGCCACUCACCACCCAGGCCAGCCUGGACUUGUCGCCAGUCUUGUCCGCGCAUUUCCGUGUCUGUGAGCCAUACACGGACCACAAAGGCCGCUAUCACUUUGGCUUCCACUGCCCCCGGCUCUCGGACAACAAAACCUUCAUCCUCUGCUGUCACCAUAACAACACGGUUUUCAAAUACUGCUGCAAUGAGACAGAGUUCCAGGCGGUGAUGCAGGCAAACCUCACGACCGGCUCCGAGGGCUACAUGCACAACAACUACACCGCCUUGCUGGGAGUGUGGAUCUAUGGCUUCUUCGUGUUGAUGCUACUUGUCCUGGAUCUUUUGUAUUACUCGGCAAUGAACUACGACGUUUGCAAGGUUUACCUGGCACGGUGGGGCAUCCAUGGACGGUGGAUGAAACAGGACCCCAGGCGGUGGGGGAACCCUGCCCGGGCACCCCGGCCAGAGCAGCCGGCCCUGCAGUCCCAGCCUCCCCCGGGUCCCCUGCCUCAAGCCCCCCAGGCCGUCCACACGCUGCAGAGAGACAGCCAUAGCCCACCGCUUAUGAGCUUCCAGGGUUCGUCUGCCUGGUGAGUGGCUGCGAUCUCUUGUCUUUGACGAGCUUGGAAAAUACCAGAUCGUUAUUGCUGCUGUGUUUGGCUUGUCAAUUACCAGAUGAUUUGCUUAUAUUAUUUGCCAAGAAAGAUGUGAAGUGGCUCGUGGUAACAACGCGUGCCUGGACAGAAAAGUCGACAUGCAAGGUUGAAACAGAGCUUAGAAACAAAGCUUGCAAGUUUAUUUUGCUUAGAUUCUGGCGUGAGAGCUGUUGCCACUGAGCGUGAAGUGGAGUUGUGAGUUUCCUAGCUGCCAAGGCAAAAAGGGAAAUUGGAUGGCUUCCCAAGUUUUCACAGUCUGGUCAAAGGAAGCAAGUCGAUCUGUCGGGGGCUGAGGGAGAAGCUUUUCUUGGCAUGAAAUUUGAAAAUAAGCAUAUUUAUUACUGGACUCCAUCGUGCAUAUAUGUUGAGUCGCAGAAAGGCAUCUGAGGGCGAUGCAGGCAGGCUGCUCAGCGAUGGCUCAGGGGAAGGGAAGGAAGCCGGUCAGGGAGGUGGGAUCUCGGCUGGCCUUAUAGGGUGGCCAUCCCAGCAGAGCCUGGUUACCCUGCCCCAGGGGCGAGUUCAUGAUUUCCUGGAAAGGGACAGACUGCCACUCUCAUGUCUAGCCAUCUCCAGUCUGGUGGGAGGCAGAGAAUAACCUAACCUGGGCGUCCCUGGGCGGUGCAGAGCUGGAGGGAGAGAGGAGGGGUCUGUGCAUUUUGAAGCAGGAACCUACGGUGUGACUGGCCAGCACCAAGAACAGGCAUCAGCCCCUGGCAGGAGCCAGGCUGAGUGUAGAUGCUCAAGUCCAGGGCUCGGGUGUGGGGUUCAGCUGCUCUGCAGGGGCUGAGCUGCAGCCAUGGGCACACAGGGCACGGGGCACAUCAUCCCAGGACAUCACAGUACUGAGCCCAGCCUGCAAGAUCCAGUGCAGAAACCUACAACACGGUGAUCCCUGCCAAGCCAUGAGUUUUGCAGGCAACCCAACCCAGGUUCAAGUCCCAGCUCUGCCAGUUACCAGCUCUGCAACUUCGGGCAAGCUCCUUCACCCUCUUAACCUUCCAAUCCUUGUGAAGCAGGGGAGAGUGAGAACCCACCCCCCCACCCCCGCCACCCUGGGAUUGUCUUGAGGAUCAAACAAAAUGCCUGGCACAUAGUAGGUGCUCAGUUAACCGUUGCCCCUUCCUUGCAGGAGAUGCAACCAAGCUAGUUCAUGAUCGUUUAAGCAGCUAACAGAUAGUGACCUUUUCAAUAAUGAAUGACUUAAAUAAUUAAUAAGAUACACUUUGCCACAACGGUCAUGCAGGAGGCAAAGACGCAGCCUUGCUCGGCUCGGCUGGACAAAUGUGGACUGAGCCGGUCCUCUGGGCGGGGCC
Aethalodelphis obliquidens (Pacific white-sided dolphin) is the source of this 1951-nucleotide messenger RNA. It is a transcript of the gene SHISAL1, whose product is annotated as shisa like 1. The transcript is spliced from 3 exons. Bases 1 to 576 code for a protein of 191 amino acids. Lineage: Eukaryota; Metazoa; Chordata; Mammalia; Artiodactyla; Delphinidae. The record is from RefSeq and is a predicted model, not a curated record.